This is a messenger RNA of Capronia epimyces CBS 606.96, 1089 nucleotides long. Its product is annotated as arginase. Bases 1 to 1089 code for a protein of 362 amino acids. Gene Ontology annotation, molecular function: arginase activity; manganese ion binding. NCBI's taxonomy places the organism in Eukaryota, Fungi, Ascomycota, Eurotiomycetes, Chaetothyriales, Herpotrichiellaceae. The record is from RefSeq and is a predicted model, not a curated record. The transcript has a single exon. Gene Ontology annotation, cellular component: cytoplasm; nucleus; cytosol.
AUGCAUCCCAAAGCGCCCGAAAAGACAUCUCCCUCCACCUCCGACUCCAAUGGCCAUGUCAAUGGCAACGGCAACGGCCACGCCUCUACGAAGGGCCACUCCACCUACACCACGACCUCUCCCUCAACGAUCCAGCAGAAGUUUCUUUCCUCCCCCUCCGACCUGGGCGUCGUAUUAGUCGGUUUCUCCGGAGGGCAAUGCAAAGACGGCGUAGACGCCGCGCCCACGGCGUUGGUGCAGGCUGGGUUGCUGGACCAACUGAGCGACGAGUUAGGCUACAAACUCCACGGCGACAGUGAAGUGCAUAACUACAACGAAAUGAAGCCCGCUCACGACGAACCGUAUCGCGGCAUGAAGAACCCACGCGCCGUGUCUGCGGUGACCGAGACCUUGGCAGCACAAGUGUACAAUCAAGCACGACAGGGACGGAUGGUACUGACCUUGGGCGGCGACCACAGCAUCGCGAUUGGCACUAUCGCCGGCACGGCCAAAGCGGUUCGAGAGAGGUACAACGGGCGCGAAAUCGCCGUGAUCUGGGUUGACGCGCACGCUGACAUCAACACCCCUGAGACCUCAGAAUCUGGCAACGUGCACGGCAUGCCUGUCGCGUUCGCCACAGGUCUGGCGACGUCCAAGGAACGAGAUAUUUUUGGCUGGCUCACCGAAGACCAAAGAAUCAGCACCCGCAAACUAGUGUAUAUUGGGCUCCGGGAUGUGGACAAAGGCGAGAAAAAGAUACUGAGAGACCACGGCAUUCGCGCGUUCAGCAUGCACGAUAUUGAUCGCCAUGGGAUCGGGCGCGUCGUGGAACUGGCCCUCGCGCACAUCGGCGCUGACACCCCGAUCCAUCUCAGCUUCGAUGUCGAUGCCCUCGAUCCCAUGUGGGCCCCUAGUACCGGUACCCCUGUCCGAGGAGGGCUGACGCUACGAGAGGGAGACUACAUUGCGGAGUGUGUUCAUGAGACGGGCCAGCUCGUCGCUAUGGAUCUCGUCGAGGUCAACCCCAACCUGGAGGUGGCGGGUGCCUCCGAGACGGUCAGAGCGGGGGUCAGCUUGGUCCGGUGCGCGUUGGGAGAUACGUUGCUUUAA